AUGUCGAUAAGUCCAUUGAAUAAAACUUCACUUCUUUAUUCAAAUAUGUUAAAAAAUAAUUUUUUUUCACCAUUUUUUAUUCAAUCAUUAAUUGCAUCGAAUCAAAAUUCAACUCAUCAAGAAUCAAAUUUAAGUGAAGAUGAAGAAAGUUUAGAUCAUAAUAAUAAACAAAGGCGAACAAGAACUAAUUUUACAAGUUCACAAAUUGAUGAACUAGAAAAAGCUUUUCAAGAUGGUCAUUAUCCGGAUGUAUAUAUGCGAGAAGCAUUAGCUAUUAAAUUAGAUUUAAUUGAAUCUCGUGUACAAGUUUGGUUUCAAAAUCGACGAGCUAAAUGGAGAAAAAUGGAAAAUACAAAAAAAAGUCCAGGUCGUCCAGCACAUAAUGCACAUCCACAAACAUGUUCAGGUUAUCCUAUUUCACAAGAAGAAUUAGAAAAAAAACGUUUACAAGUUGAAGAAAGAAAAAGACGAAAACAAAAUAAAAAUUGUAAAUCAUCAACAAGUGAUGGAAAUUCUUCAUCAUCAUCAUCAAUAUCUCCUGGAAUAAUAAAUAAAUCUUCCUAUUCAAUUGAAAGAAUUUUAUAUCAAUCAUCAAAUAAUAACAAAUCUUAA
Molecule: messenger RNA, 612 nt
Organism: Rotaria sp. Silwood2
Lineage: Eukaryota; Metazoa; Rotifera; Eurotatoria; Philodinida; Philodinidae
Source: the annotation of a GenBank genome assembly